GGCCCCCGCGGCGCGCUCCCUAGCAGGCUCCACGCGCGUCCGGCUUUGCGCGCGGCUCCGGGCGGCCGGAUUCCUGGGCACGAUGGAGUGGGUGUGGGCGCUCCUGUUGCUGGCGGCGCUGGGCAGCGGCGGGGAGGCGCGCGACUGCCGCGUGAGCAGCUUCCGAGUCAAAGAGAACUUCGACAAGGCUCGAUUCGCAGGGACCUGGUAUGCCAUGGCCAAGAAGGACCCCGAGGGCCUCUUUCUGCAGGACAACAUUGUCGCCGAGUUCUCCGUGGAUGAGAGUGGCCAGAUGAGCGCCAAGGCCAAGGGCCGAGUCCGUCUGCUGAAUAACUGGGACGUGUGUGCAGACAUGGUGGGUACCUUCACUGACACUGAGGACCCUGCCAAGUUCAAGAUGAAGUACUGGGGUGUUGCCUCCUUUCUCCAGAAAGGACACGAUGAUCACUGGAUCGUGGACACGGACUACGACACCUACGCUGUACAGUACUCCUGCCGCCUCCUUAACCUGGAUGGUACCUGUGCUGACAGCUACUCCUUCGUCUUUGCUCGGAACCCCAACGGCCUGCCCCCAGAAGUGCAGCGAAUUGUUAGGAAGAGGCAGGAGGAGCUGUGCCUGGCACGGCAGUACCGGCUGAUUGUUCACAAUGGAUACUGCAUGGGCAAGUCAAAGAGCAACCUUUUGUAGCACCACGGAGGGUGCCACAUCUCCAGGAAAUACGGCCUCACCCUUGUUCAGCCUUCAGCUCUAUUUAUCUUCACUUAGUUGCUCCCUCUCUCCCACUGUCCCUCAGCAAACAUGAAAGCUGCCCUACACAUAAAAAUACAUAUGGCACUAAGUGGGUCUUUCUGCCCUCUAAUGUCUGCCUUAACUGGAGUUUUCCAGGGAACCAUGAGAGGCUUCAGAUUCCAGACUUGGAUUUAUUAAAAUACAGUCUCCCAUUUUCUAUGAUUCAGGUUUUGUCUGUGUUCAUGCCUGUGCCAGAGUGAAACCCCCGUGGAUUUACACCCCAGCAGUCUCUCUUCCCAGAGGCUUCUUUAUGACCUUUGGCCAGGUCUAGGCACCUAAUCCCCAUAAUUAGUGGCUUCUCUCAACUUCCUGAAAAAGGAGUUUCCCUUUAAUAGGGAGGCCUCAAUUGCUGGCUGGUGAGUGAAGGUUCAGCCAGGCCUCAGUCAGCUCCUAGGGCACCUAGGGAGGCCAGAGGGUCCACCCACAUUGGGUUUGGAAGACUAAGAGGCUGGGGUCUCUGGGAGUUUUUGGAAACACCACCAGUCCAUCAGUACACCUUGCACUUUAUUCACUUAUUUUAAAUAUGGACAAAAUGUUGAGAGGGAGGUAGCCUCAAGCUUUCCUAGAGGAGCUGGGACAUUGGGACCUGGAAGCCAGGCCUUGGCGAAGCCUACCCCCCACCCCCGGAGCAUUUAGGACACAUGAUAGCGUGGGGUGAGGAGUUGUAGCAGAAUCCCAGCACCCCACACUGUUAGCAGCACUUGGGAUUACUGGUGUGUACCCACAUGCAAAGCCAUUGCCUCCUUUCCAAGAAGUUCCCAGGAGUUUUUUUGUAAAGGUUGUAAAGGAAGUCCAAAAGGAAGGACUAGAAAGUCUUGGUUUUGUCUCAAAAUCCAGCUCAGAGCUAGAGUUUGUACAUGAGUGAGGGCCUUUGCCUUGCAUGCUGUCAAAAUUGGAUCAAUCUCUGACACUGUGUGUGGUCCCCAAGCACUACCAGAAGUGCUCUCUGAGCACAGAGACAGGAGUAGCCCCUGAACACCAUUGGGUUUGGCCCUAACAUUCCCCCUGACCCCAAAUCCAGCUCACAGAUAUUAGCCCAAUGAUUGGGGUCUGGUUCCAUGGCUUAUUUGGGCCUCCAACUCUUUAAAGUGGGAAAACAGUGAACUGCUAUGUGGAUUCAGUCAGAGCACUUAGAAAUCCUGCCAUAGGGCUAUGCUGGGCUGAGAUCUAUCAAUUGUGUCAGGGGUGGAGGAGGUACCUAUACCCUAUGAAUGCUGAACCCGCUCCCUGGUUACUAGUACUGGGAGGGCCCCUGUGCUUUCACCCACUCUGCUUCGUUCUCCCACUAGUGAAAGAGGAGACCGAUGAGCAGGUACAGGAAACAUAGUGAG
Sorex araneus (European shrew) is the source of this 2121-nucleotide messenger RNA. It is a transcript of the gene RBP4, whose product is annotated as retinol binding protein 4. Gene Ontology annotation, biological process: retinol transport. Gene Ontology annotation, molecular function: retinol binding; retinol transmembrane transporter activity. Lineage: Eukaryota; Metazoa; Chordata; Mammalia; Eulipotyphla; Soricidae. The record is from RefSeq and is a predicted model, not a curated record. Bases 83 to 688 code for a protein of 201 amino acids. The transcript is spliced from 6 exons.